This is a messenger RNA of Strongyloides ratti, 1785 nucleotides long. RefSeq names its product MAU2 chromatid cohesion factor homolog. Gene Ontology annotation, cellular component: chromatin; SMC loading complex. Gene Ontology annotation, molecular function: protein binding; double-stranded DNA binding. The record is from RefSeq and is a predicted model, not a curated record. Bases 1 to 1785 code for a protein of 594 amino acids. Gene Ontology annotation, biological process: mitotic sister chromatid cohesion; maintenance of mitotic sister chromatid cohesion. Lineage: Eukaryota; Metazoa; Nematoda; Chromadorea; Rhabditida; Strongyloididae. The transcript is spliced from 3 exons.
AUGACUAAUACUAAUUUUAAACCACAUGAAAAUCCCAGUUCAGAUGCUUAUGAUCUCAUUGCUUUAGGAGAAUACUUUAGACAAUGUAAUCCUCCAAAGUUAAAGUUAUCUUUAAAAUGCUUGAUGUCAACACUUCAUUUGAAUACACCACCAAACAUAAAAGCAGAAUGUUUAUAUUUAACAGGAAAAACAUUAUUAUUAUAUACAACAAAUUUUCGAGAAGCAAGACAAUAUUUAGAGAUAGCAUAUAUAGCUAUGAAAGAAAUUGGGUCUAGUAUGGAAAUACAACGUUUCGAAGUAGUAUGUUUAUUAGCUGAAACAAUGAUGGAUCAACAAAGAUAUGAACAUUUAAAAAAACUACUGCGUGAUGAAGUGGCUGCAUCAAUUAAACAUCCAAAACAUAAUGCAAAGCUUAUACUAUUAUUAGCUGAAUGUCAUGCUAGGUUAAAUGAUACUAGUAGCGCUUUAUAUAUUCUAAAUACAGGUUGCGAACAUUUUCAAAAACAUAAUCACUACUUAAUAGAAGCUUUUACAAUAUCUGCUCAAACAAUAUUAUUAUCUCAGGAUCCCUCAUGUUCACCUGAUGAUAUGACUAAGAGAUUGACAAGAUUAGAACAAAUAUCUAGACAUUAUCCUUCUGAAUGGACUUGUGUUAUGAAUCUUCGUGUUUUUUGCUGUGCAAUACAAUUAUGUUAUUUAUUAAGUCGAGGUUUAUUACAAAGUGCCAAAAAUUGUCUUAAACAAUUACAAACAUUAGUUGGAGUAUUGGCAUCUAGAGAAUUAAAUUUAGGUAAUUGUGAAUAUUAUGGUACUACAUGGAAAAUAAUGUCACCGGAAAUGUUUACAGCAGUAACAUAUACUUUAACAUUUAUGACAAAUAUAAUGGCAUGUAACUAUGAAAAAGUUAAUAAGUAUUAUCAUAUAGCUUUAAAUCAUUUAGAAGAAAUUAGAAAAUUUUCAAAAUCAUCACCUUACACAUUAAUGGAACGUGGUACUUUUGAGCUAGUUGAGGCGUUAGAAGUUGUAUUGUAUGAAAACAUGGCACAGUGUAACUUAGUUUUGGCAAGACCAUCAGAUUGUAUACAAGUUGUAACAUUAAUGUUAGAAAAAUUAAAAUUUGAUACAACGUUACAAGAUGAUUUUAAACCAGCUGCACAUCUCAUAUUAGGAAUGUAUUGUACAUUUAUGUAUAAAUAUGUAGAAGCAGAAAAACAAUUUUUAGAAGUUAUUAACAAAGUUCGCGACAAAGAUGUAUAUUUAUUUGCAAAUUCAUGUUUAGCAUUAUUAUAUGUUUUAACAAACAGAGAGAUUGAUUAUUUUAAAGUAUAUGGAAAAAUAAUACCAAAUAAGAUUAAUACACAUUCAGUUGGAAUAAGAUUUGUAACACUUUUUGCAUGCGGGUUUCAUGCUUAUAUUGUUAACAGAAUAUCUGAUUGCCGUGGUUAUAUGAAUGAAAUUGUAGAUCUAGCUAAAGAGGAUAAUUUAUUUAGAAUAAUGUCUAUGGCUUUACUAAUGUUAGCACAAAUUUUUGAAUCUCAAGAAAUUGACACUAUUAAAAAAGCUUAUCAAUAUACUGCUACAUUAGGGGACAAUACAUUAACAAUAUGGUUAAACAAAAUUAUAAUGAAAAUGCACGGAAGUUAUGGUAGAAUAAGCCAAGCUGAAGUGAUACAACAAGCUACAAUUCAGUAUAUCAAUGUUAUAGCAGAAGAUAGACAAAAGGCUGAAAGUCAUGCUUCCAAUAGCUAUAUAAAUUGGACGGAAGGGCACCUGGAUUUUCUUUAA